ACAAAAUAAGUAAACAAAAAGAAGCAAAACUUUCCGCUAGGCAAGCCCACACAUGAAAUACCUGCAGCAAUUGGGCUGCUUCCCUCUGAGUCACGGGGUAAUCAGAUCUGGUGAAGUAUCGAGGCUCUCCAAGGACCAACAACACGGUUUAAGAAGAGGAUUUGGGCAUUAGACCUACAAAACAGAUCGUUCGAUUGACUUGGGAGCAAAAAGGACCUGCAGCUUUAACAGGUCAAACUGUUCAACAGGUGAAGCUGAAACAUUAGCUGAAUGGAUCAAGGUGAGAACGAAGAUGAACCCUCCAACCCAGAAAACCCGCUGUGUGAGGUUGAUGAGGGUCAGAGUGAAGCUCAGAGGAAUAAACGUGCACCUGAUCCUGAAACAGAAUCUGCAUCUGGAUCUGGACCCAGCUGUGUUUCUUUGAGGAGUGACGAGUCAAAGAAUGCUAAAUUGAAUUUUAGAUCUGAAUUUGUUGCUGCAGAAGGGAUAGACCAGCAGCUCCUAAAAGGUCCCCUUCAGCAUCAAACCCAGAUUGACUCCACAUUUCAGGUUCUGGAGAACAACAUUGUCACUUUUGUGAAAAAAGGACUACAGAAAUUCAAGAAACUUCUGAGUAGAUGUUCUUUUGAACACAUGGCAAGACCGUUAGACGAUAUAGACGUGUGUGGGGUUGACGAUGAAGAACAAGCCAAGAUAUUGAAAGAAAUGUUUCUAGAAAUGACCAUUCUCUUUCUAAAAGGAGUAAAAAAAGAGGAACUGGCUGACCGUCUGCAGAGCAAUUUUCCAACCACAUGCCAGUGUAAACUAAGAACCAGCCAAAAAAAGAAGUUUCAGUGUUUAUCUGAGGGAAUUGCUAAAGCAGGAAACCCAACCCUUCUGAACGAGAUCUACACAGAGCUCUACAUCACAGAGGGAGGAACUGGAGAGCUGAAUGAAGAACAUGAGGUCAGACAGAUUGAAGCAGCAUCCAGGAAAGCAGACAGAGCAGAAACAUUCAUCAGACAAGAAGAGCUCUUUCAACUCCCAGCUGGAAGACAAGAACCAAUCAGAAUCGUGAUGACAAAGGGAGUGGCUGGCAUCGGGAAAACAGUCUUAACACAGAAGUUCACUCUGGACUGGGCUGAAGAAAAAGCCAACCAGAACAUCCACUUCAUAUUUCCAUUCACUUUCAGAGAGCUGAAUGUGCUGAAAGAGGAGAAGUUCAGCUUGGUGGAACUUGUUCAUCACUUCUUCCCUGAAACCAAAGGAAUCUUCAGCUUUGAAGACUUCCAGGUCCUCUUCAUCUUUGAUGGUCUGGAUGAGAGUCGACUUCCUCUGGACUUCCACAAGACUCGGAUCCUAACUGACCCUACAAACUCCACCUCAAUGGGUGAUCUGCUGACAAACCUCAUCAGGGGGAACCUGCUUCCCUCUGCUCGCCUCUGGAUAACCACACGACCUGCAGCAGCCAAUCAGAUCCCUGCUGAGUGUGUUAACAUGGUGACAGAGGUCAGAGGGUUUAAUGAUCCAAAGAAGGAGGAGUACUUCAGGAAGAGAUUCAGAGAUGAAGAGCAGGCCAGCAGGAUCAUCUCCCACAUCAAGAGAUCCCGAAGCCUCCACAUCAUGUGCCACAUCCCAAUCUUCUGCUGGAUCACUGCUACAGUUCUGGAGGAUCUGCUGAAGAGCAGAGAGGGAAGAGAGCUGCCCAAGAGCCUGACUGAGAUGUACGUCCACUUCCUGGUGGUUCAAGCCAAAGUCAAGAAGGUCAAGUAUGAUGGAGGAGCUGAGACAGACCCUCACUGGAGUCCAGAGACCAGGAAGAUGAUGGAGUCUCUGGGAAAACUGGCUUUUGAGCAGCUGCAGAAAGGAAACCUGAUCUUCUAUGAAUCCGACCUGAUAGAGUGUGGCAUCAAUGUGACAGAGGCCUCAGUGUACUCAGGAGUGCUGACUCAGAUCUUUAUUGAGGAGAAAGGUCUAUACCAGGACAAGGUCUACUGCUUCAUCCAUCUGAGCAUUCAAGAAUUCCUUGCUGCUCUUCAUGUCCACAUGACCUUCAUGAAGUCUGGAGUCAACCUCUUGGCAGAGGAGCAAACCUCAUCUCAGUCGUCCUCACCAGGCCAGGAAUCUGCAGACAUUCAGUUCUACCAGACCUGUGUGAACGCGGCUUUAAAGAGUCAGAAUGGACAUCUGGACCUUUUUCUACGAUUCCUUCUGGGACUUUCAAAACUAAACAAUCAGACCCUCCUUCAAGGACUACUCGUCCCAACAGGAAGCAGGAUUGAAACCGAGGAGAAGACAAUCCAACACAUAAAGAAGAAAAUCAGUGAGAAUGUGUCUGUGGAGAAAAACAUCAACCUGUUCCACUGCCUGAAUGAGCUGGAUGAUAAUUCUCUGGCAGAGGAGAUUCAGCAUUUCCUUAAUUCAGGCCGUCUCUCCGUAAACACACUGUCCUCUCUUCAGUGGUCGGCUCUGGUCGUCAUUUUACUGUCAGAUAAAGAUCUGGACGUGUUUGACCUGAAGAAGUACUCUGGUUCAGAGGAAGUUCUUCUAAAGCUGCUUCCAGUGGUCAAAGCCUCCAACAAAGCUCUAUUGAGUAACUGUAAACUAUCAGAGAGAAGUUGUAAAGCUCUGGCAGAAAUUCUUAGCUGUGAGUCCUGCAGUCUAAGAGAGCUGGACCUGAGUAACAACGAUUUGGGCAAUUUGGGACUGAAGCAUCUUUGUGUUGGACUGGAGAACCCCAACUGUACUUUGGAGACUCUCAGCCUGUCAGGAUGUGGGAUCACAGAAGAAGGCUGCACAUUUUUGGCAUCAGCUCUGAACUCCAACCCCUCUCAUCUAAAAGAGCUGGACCUGAGCUACAACCAUCCUGGAACAGAAGGGGUGAAACUCCUUACUCCUAUACUGGACACUCUCAGGGUGGAACCUGCUGGACAGGAAUGGCUGAUACCAGGUCUAAAGAAGUAUUCCUGCCAACUCUCCAUUGACACAAACACAGUGAGCAGGAUGAUCGAGCUGUCCGACAACAACAGCAGGAUGACCCGUGUGGAUGUGCUGCAGCCGUAUCCCGACCACGACGACAGAUUUGACCUCUUUCAGCUGCUCUGCAGAGACGCUCUGAGUGGCCGCUGUUACUGGGAGGUGGAGUGGAGCGGGAGGGUGGACGUAGCUGUGAGUUACACAGGAAUCAAAAGGAAAGGGGACAGUUAUGACCCCCGGUUCGGCUUCAACGAUCAGUCCUGGAUGUUAUGCUGCGAUGGCACUGGUUACUCCAUUUGGCACCAUAACAAAAAAUUAUUUGUCCCCUCCUCAUCCUCAUCUUCAUCGUCCUCCUCUAACAAAGUAGCUGUGUAUGUUGACUAUCCUGCUGGGAUUCUGUCCUUCUUCGAAGUCUCUGACACACUGACCCACCUCCACACAUUAAACACCACUUUCACCGGACCUCUUUAUCCGGGGUUCGGGUUUGAGUGCAGGGUUGGAUCCUGGCUGUCUCUCUGUCCAGUUUAACUUUAAACUGGACAUAAUCUCAGUCUUUUUCUUUCUGAGACAGGUUCAGAGAUUCCUUUUGAGAUUAUGCCUCCUCCUAUUUGUCCUUCCUUAAAAAAUGUAUUAUCAUUAUUAAUCCCUAAAAUUAGAUAAAAGAAUGGAAGAUGAAUGAUGCCAUCAUUCCAAUACCCAGAUAUUGUUUUUCUCUGUUUCCAGUCCAAGAACUGACCUCAAUACUGGUGAAGUGCUGCUCUACAGCUCAUCAAUGAACACAUUAUGUAGUGAACAAACACUGAAUAUAAUUACUAAGACUAAAAGCCAAAUAUUUUAAUUUACGCAAAAUGUUUAAUUCUUCUUUUAUCUGCAUUCUUGCUCCUCACAAGUCCAUUGAUCACUACACGACUAAACAGAACGGAAAAUGUAAAGGAUGACUUGUAAAACUUCAUUCUGGAUCACCUUAAGACCAUGUCCAGGUUCUGCCGCAGGUCAGAAACCUUCAAGUCAGUUAAAUGUUUAGAGCAGAUGCUUUAGUUGUUACUUUUAAGCACCUGCUUCAAAAUGAGAUCUUACUGCCACAAGAAACCCAAAGAGGCAUUUUGUUUUUGAUGAAUGUUGUAUUUUUUUACUUAUGGGGUUUACUUUUCCUUAUAUUAGAUGUGUGAUCUCUAGAAAUGUUAAGUUUUCUUGAAGCAAAAAUAAAACAGUAGAGAUACACUAAGCUUCAGCAAGUCUUUAGGGUCAAAAAAGCUAAAAUAGAUUAAUUGUAUGUUUUCCACUGAUAUAAAUGUAUCUUUAAAGCUUUUGGUUGUUAUUUGUAUGACGUGUUACAUUUUCCAUCUCAACCUAAGAUCAAACUGGAAAAGCUGAAAUUUUCUUGCAAUGAACUACAUUAACUACACCAAUUUUAAAACCAUUGUAUCGGCUCAGGGUUUAUUUUUACGUUCUUUUAUUUGUCCAUAAAUGAUUUUUGGGUUUGUCAUAGUUAUGAGAUCUGAUUUGAAAGUAUGAACCUUGACGUCCUAGUAAUUCCUGAAUUAGAACCAGAACUCACUGUGAGGCUUCUUCCAGUUUUUAUGGACCUCAUGUUCCAGAGAGCGUCUCUUUAAAGGAAGGCUCAAGACCAACCUUUUUAAUCUGGCUUGUAGCGUAAACUAAGAAACAUAUAUCUAUUUUGCAUUUUUAUUUUAUGUUUUCAUAGUGCUGAUGUUGCUUAUUUGAUCUUUUUUUAUUCAUUUUUAGUGAUUUAUGUCCAACUAUCAUGAUUUGUUUAUUUACUGUUUAUGUGGACAGGUGUUUCUCUCGUCAGAGUCAAGGCAGAUUUCUAUUUUCUUAAAAAUACAUGAUUGUUUUAUGCUGUAUUAUGUUGUAAUUGGGGGUUUGUGGGCAUUCAAUGUGUUUCAUAUUUUUUGUGUGUAAAGGUCUUUGUUUUGCUUUUUUUACCAUGUAAAGCACUUUGACUUACAUCUGUAUGAUAAAAUUUUGAUUUGGUUUGAUAAAAAAAAAACAAAUUCAAAACUUUUGUACUUACUAAGUGCAUUCCUCUGAUAUCUGAUUACAUUUUUAUCUUGCUUGGGUUGAAAGUUACUACUACAAAGCGGUUAUAUGACAGACUUAAAUAAAGGAUUUGUUCAAAUCAAAAGCUUUUUUUUCUUUUAUCUCUCCUAAAAUUGAAUUUCCUAUUUUCUUGUCUUUUUCUUGACUUUAGCUUAAUAAGAUUGAAUGGGCUUCUGAUGAACACAAGUGAUAAAAGCCCAAUCCAUUAAUCAAUGGGCUUGAUUAAUUGUUUCAAAGAUUUAAAAAACAAAUGUGUUCAAGACAUAAACUAAGAGUAGGGUUGGUUUUCAAGUCAGGGAAGACUCUUGCGUCCUGCUAAAUGCUCCCUUCUGGUCCUUGGGAUCCUACGUUCAUGUUCAGGAUUGCUUUCAGGGUGAUGGGGUCCCUCUUCCAUAUUCUCACAGUGAUCCAUCCUGCUGGAAUUCACAUUAAAUUUUCUCACCAACACUUUCAGAGACACACACAUCAUCCAAAUAUCCAAAUACAACAUUUAUCACUGCUGCUUC
Messenger RNA from Oryzias melastigma (Indian medaka), 5522 nucleotides. Its product is annotated as NLR family CARD domain-containing protein 3-like. The record is from RefSeq and is a predicted model, not a curated record. Gene Ontology annotation, molecular function: protein binding. The coding region runs from base 271 to 3483 and encodes 1070 amino acids. The transcript is spliced from 10 exons. Lineage: Eukaryota; Metazoa; Chordata; Actinopteri; Beloniformes; Adrianichthyidae.